AGGGCAGUCGACUCUAAACAGUGCGCACGUGUUCCAGCGUCACCGAAGCGCGUGCCGGAGCCCACGGGAACACUCCUCAACUGUCAGGAUAGUUUACUGCCGUCUCGUUUUCGUUAACUGACCGUGAUAUCAUUAAUGAAGAUUCAGAGUCUCCCUCACCUUCAUGUUUGCGCAGGCUAAGUUUGCUAUUUCAUCGUGAACAAUGAUUUUAGAGAGAAUACCUCCAAGAAUAUGCUCUUUAUUCAUGCACAGGGCCGCGCUGAGACCGGCGCACUCCUCGUCUGUGCCGCCGCAGCCGGUUCCUCCGCUCCCGCAGACGCUGCAGCGCUACCUCACGGCCCUGGAGCCGCUCCUGCCGCCCGACGAGCUCGAGCACACCCGCAGGAUCGUGCAGAAGUUCGGCUGCCCUGGAGGUCUGGGCGAGAGACUGCAGCGAGAGCUGGUGAACCGAGCCAAGCACUCACACAACUGGAUUUCAGACUGGUGGGUGCAGUGGGCGUAUCUGGAGUGCAGACAGCCCUUGGCAGUGCAUUCGAACCCUGCCAUCUCUCUGCCCAAACGAGACUUCACUGACUGGAAAGGACAACUAGUGUUUGCGUCGAAGCUCAUUGCAGGAGUGUUGGACUUCAAAGCUCAGGUGGACAGUGGGAGGCUGGCGCCGGAGUACAUGCGCGGACAGCCCUUGUGUAUGGAGCUGUUUCCUCACUUGUUCUCCUCCUGUCGAAUCCCAGACCCCAAACAUGACCAUGUGGUUCACUACGGACGUCCACGCCGUGGCCCAGCGCACAUUACAGUGGUCAGGAACUACCAGUUUUUCCAGCUGGAUGUUUACAACAGUGAUGGAACACCACUGACCGAGAGUCAGAUCCAUGCUCAGCUGUUGCGGAUCCGCUCUCAGUCCUGGAAGACCGAUAAGGAACCGAUGGGGAUCUUGACCAGCGAGCAUCGUCACACCUGGGGUCAGGCUUACACACGCUUGCUCAGAGAUAAAAUCAAUAAAGAAUCUGUGAGGCUGAUUGAGAAAUCGAUCUUCACACUGUGUUUGGACUCUCCAGUGAUGAGGAUUUCUGACGAGAAGUAUUCUAGUAAAAUGGCAGCGCAGAUUUUGCAUGGAGGAGGGACUUACUCAAACAGUGGCAAUCGCUGGUUUGACAAGACGCUACAGUUUGUCGUCGGUGAGGAUGGGUCUUGGGGUCUCUUGUAUGAACAUGCGACAGCUGAAGGUCCACCUAUUUCCACAUUGUUGGAUCACGUACUAGAAUACUGUAAGAAACCGGACCGAAUGCGAGCUCCUUUGAUUCCUCUGCCCAUGCCCAAGAAACUCUACUUCUACAUCAAUUCUGAGAUCAAAUGGGAUCUAGAGAUGGCCAAGCAGAAUCUGGAUAUUCUCAUCAACGAUUUGGACAUCAAAUGUUUUAAUUUCCAGCGCUUUGGAAAAGAGUUUGUCAAACAGCUCAAGCUGAGUCCAAACUCCUUCAUCCAGGUGGCGAUUCAGCUGGCCUACUACCGGGUCCACAGUGAAGUGUGUGCAGCCUGUGACAUCGCCUCUCUGAGGAUGUUCCGCGGGGGGCGAACAGACUACAUCCGCUCUCCAACCAAUCAGAUGCUGAGCUUCAUACAGGCCUUUGAUGAUGAUGCUGUUUCUAGAGAAGCCAAGGUGCAGCUUCUGAGAGAAGCUGUUGAUGCCUACAGCAUCCUCACAGAGCAGUCGCUGAAUGGGCAGGGGAUAGACCGUCACCUGCUGGGUCUCAAACUUCAAGCCAUCGAGGAGGGACUGAGCGUUCCCCGAAUCUUCAUGGACACGGCCUAUGGACUUGCCACUCACUGGAAGCUCAGAACUGGACAGGUGCCCACCAACACAGACAGUGUGAUGUGUUUUGGACCGCUGGUUCCAGAUGGAUAUGCAGUCUGUUACAAUCCACAGCCAGAUCACGUCCACUUCUCCAUCACUGCCUUCAACUGCUGUGAGGAAACCAACGCAGAGAAGCUGGCUCUCACAUUGGAGCGAUCGCUUCGUGAUCUCCAGGAGUUAUUUCAGCCCAAUGUUUAGCACCGUCUAGACAUUCAGAGAUGGUUUAAACUCUACUCCAGCAUUGCGACGGCUUCAGGAACACAGUAUUUCAUAUGUGCUGAACAGAAUGUACUCCUGGAAGUACUAGGCUUUGUUAAACGAGUGGUCUUCAUAGAGGUUUGCAUGAAGUACAGUGCAUUUGAGCACCUGAGGUACAGGUGAAUGUAUGAUGGACCAUUUGCUGAGAAGAAAUGUAUGAUUGCUAUUUUUGGUAUAUUUGAAGAACAGCCAUGAAGACUUAAAUCAGUAAUCUAAUGUGAUACCAAAAUUAAAGGCACUUGAAAUAUGAAA
This is a messenger RNA of Carassius gibelio (silver crucian carp), 2362 nucleotides long. RefSeq names its product carnitine O-acetyltransferase. Lineage: Eukaryota; Metazoa; Chordata; Actinopteri; Cypriniformes; Cyprinidae. Bases 203 to 2050 code for a protein of 615 amino acids. The transcript is spliced from 15 exons. Gene Ontology annotation, molecular function: carnitine O-acetyltransferase activity. Gene Ontology annotation, cellular component: peroxisome. The record is from RefSeq and is a predicted model, not a curated record. Gene Ontology annotation, biological process: carnitine metabolic process, CoA-linked.